CCUGGAAUGAAUCACAGGUUGAAAACUCCUCCCUGCUCGUCCUGCUCUCAAACACACAGAGCUGCACUCGGCCCUCUUAUUUCCUUGUUCCCUCCCCUUCAGAUCUACAGUUUUAAGGAGGGUGUAACCAACAUGGUGGUGAAGUGCAAGAGCUGACAGGCCCCAUUCACUGCACAAACACAUGUUGUUUAGAUCAGAGUUCAAACUAGAUUCACUUCUCAGGAAGUGAAACUCAGAGAGUCGUUGCUACUGAGAGGUGAAAUGGCGCAGAAAGGAAUUCAGCUGGACGAGGAAACAAUCUCUUGUUCCAUCUGUCUGGAUCUACUGAAGGAUCCGGGGACUAUUCCCUGUGGACACAGCUACUGCAUGAACUGUAUUCAAAACCACUGGGAUGGAGAGGAUGAGAAGAAGAUCUACAGCUGCCCUCAGUGUAGGCAGACCUUCACACCGAGGCCUGUCCUGAUGAAAAGCACCAUGUUAGCAGAUUUAGUGGAGGAACUGAAGAAGACUGGACUCCAAGCUGCUCCUGCUGAUCACUGCUAUGCUGGACCUGAAGAUGUGGCCUGUGAUGUCUGCACUGGUAGGAAACUGAAAGCCUUCAAGUCCUGUCUGGUGUGUCUGUUCUCUUACUGUGAGAAACACCUCCAGCUUCAUUACGAUGUGGCUCAAUUAAAGAAACACAAGCUGGUGGAGCCCUCCAAGAAGCUCCAGGAGAACAUCUGCUCUCGUCACGACGAGGUGAUGAAGAUUUUCUGUCGUACUGAUCAGCAGUGUAUCUGUUAUCUCUGCUUAAUGGAUGAACAUAAAGGCCACGACACCGUCUCAGCUGCAGCAGAAAGGACUGAGAGGCAGAGAGAGCUGGAGGUGAGUCGACUCAACAUCCAGCAGAGGAUCCAGGACAGAGAGAAAGAUGUGAAGCUGCUCCAACAGGAGGUGGAGGCUGUCAAUCGCUCUGCUGAUAAAGCAGUGAACGACAGUGAGAAGAUCUUCACCGAGCUGAUCCGUCUCAUGGAGAAAAGAAGCUCUGAUGUGAAGCAGCAGGUCAGAUCCCAGCAGAAAAGUGAAGUGAGUCGAGUCAAAGAGCUUCAGGAGAAGCUGGAGCAGGAGAUCACUGAGCUGAAGAGGAGAGACGCUGAGAUGAAGCUGCUGUCACACACAGAGGAUCUCAACCAGUUUUUACUCAACUACCACUCACUGUCACCACUCAGUGAAUCUACAUCCAGCAUCAAUAUCCGUCCUCUGAGCUACUUUGAGGACGUGACGGCGGCUGUGUCAGAAGUCAGAGAUAAACUACAGGACGUUCUGAGAGAGAAAUGGACAAACGUCUCACAGACAGUGACUGAAGUGGAUGUUUUACUGCCACAACCAGAGCCCAAGACCAGAGCUGGAUUCUUGAAAUAUUCACGUGAAAUCACACUGGAUCCAAACACAGCACACACAGAGCUGUUAUUAUCUGAGGGGAACAGAAAAGCAACAUUUAUGAUGCAACAUCAGUCUUAUCCUAGUCACCCAGACAGAUUCACUGAAUAUCUUCAGGUCCUGAGUAGAGAGAGUCUGACUGGACGUUGUUACUGGGAGGUGGAGUGGAGAGGGACAGGAGUUUAUGUAGCAGUCGCAUACAAGAGUAUCAGGAGAGCAGGGUUGUUGAAAGAAUGUUUGUUUGGAUGGAAUGACAAAUCUUGGGCGUUAGAUUGUGACCAAAACAGUUAUACAUUUUGGUACAACUAUGUCCAAACCCCCGUCUCAGGUCCUCGGUCCUCCAGAGUAGGAGUGUACCUGGAUCACAGUGCAGGUGUUCUGUCCUUCUACAGCGUCUCUGAAACCAUGACUCUCCUCCACAGAGUCCAGGCCACAUUCACUGAGCCUCUCUAUGCUGGACUUUUCCUUUUAGAUUAUGAUGUCACUGCUGAGUUCUGUAAACUGAAAUAGACAGAAGUCAUUUGAGGGACAGCGGGUUCAAUUCUGUGUUUUAACUCUUUUUAAACUCGUUUUGUCUCCAUGUUUGUUGAUCUCUCUCUUUUUUUCCAUAUGAUAAACAAAGUAAGCACAGUUUACAAACUCUUAAAGGAAUAGUUUGACAUUUUGGAAAAUGUGCUUAUUCACUUCCAUGUUGAGAGUUAGAUAAGAAGAGCCAGCAGACGGUUAUCUUAGCUUAGCAUAAAGACUGGAAACAGCUAGUCUGGCUCUGUCCGAAGGUAACGUCCCAGCACCUCAAUAUCUCAUCGAUGAACACAUUAUAAUGUAUCUAGUUUGUUAAAUCUGUACAAAAACCAAAGUGUAAAACCAUGAAGUUGUGGUUUUACAGGGGGUUAUGUACCGGACUGUGGGCAUAGUCAGUUCCUGGAGUUGGGUUGUCACUAAGUUGCCAGGCAACCAGCGGAGACUUCAGGAAGUUACUGCUCCUAGUCAAGAAAAAAAUCCUGUAAAAUCACAACUUGUUAUUUUUACACUUUGGUUAUUUGUACGGAUCAAACACACGAGACUUGUUAAAUAGUGAUCUUUAGAGGUGCUGGUUGGUGGAUUUUUUUAUUACCUUUGGGUCGAGCCAGGCCAGCUGAUAUGACAGAUAUGAGAGUGGUAACAGUCUUUUCAUCUAACUCUCAGCAAGAAAGCAAAUAAGACAAUCUUCCAAAAUGUUGUAAUGUUACUUUAAUGUCUCUCUAUUGUGAAAAGGAAAUGCUCUGUUUUUGUCAUGAGGACUUUCUAGUUGGUUGGUUGGCUCUCUGUUCCUGUCUCCAGCCCCAGGCUAUGUACUCUCCUCUCACUCCCCAAACCUGCCAUCCUCCAACCAUCCACUAGAUGCCCUCAGACGUCCACGCCCACCUACACACCUGUUCCCACUUUCCCUCAUCAGCCCUGCUGUUCAUAACCGGCCCUUUUUCACACACUCCUUGCUAGUUUGUCAAAGUUGCUGUAUGCCUCAUGCCUUUGAGUUCCAUCUGAUCUGUUUUGUUUUUUCUGGUUACCUGUUCUGGAUGUACCUGCCUGUUUAUCUGCUGCAAUAAAUCAUAUCAGUCUGCCUGCCUA
Sebastes umbrosus (honeycomb rockfish) is the source of this 3027-nucleotide messenger RNA. RefSeq names its product tripartite motif-containing protein 16-like. The record is from RefSeq and is a predicted model, not a curated record. Gene Ontology annotation, molecular function: zinc ion binding; protein binding. The coding region runs from base 262 to 1929 and encodes 555 amino acids. The transcript has a single exon. NCBI's taxonomy places the organism in Eukaryota, Metazoa, Chordata, Actinopteri, Perciformes, Sebastidae.